GGAGGGGGCGGGGCCCGACGCGGCUGUCCUUGUGCGCGGCCGCGGACGCCGCGGUGCAGACGCUCGCUCGCCGGGGUCUGCGCCGGGUUUGAGAGGCUCUGAGGCUGCAGUCGCGGGCAGAGAGCGCUAUGUUGUGCCGGGCGGCGUGCAGCGCGGGCGCGAGGCUGGCCCCGGCCCUGGGGGCCCUGGGCUGCCGGCAGAAGCACAGCCUCCCCGACCUGCCCUAUGACUACGGCGCCCUGGAGCCGCACAUCAACGCCCAGAUCAUGCAGCUGCACCACAGCAAGCACCACGCGGCCUACGUGAACAACCUGAACGCCACCGAGGAGCAGUACCGCGAGGCGCUGGCCAAGGGAGAUGUUACAACUCAGGUAGCCCUUCAGCCUGCCCUGAAGUUCAAUGGAGGAGGUCACAUCAAUCACACCAUUUUCUGGACAAAUUUGAGUCCUAAUGGUGGUGGAGAACCCAAAGGAGAGUUGCUGGAAGCCAUCAAACGUGACUUUGGUUCCUUCGACAAGUUUAAGGAGAAGCUGACGGCUGUCUCUGUUGGUGUCCAGGGCUCAGGUUGGGGUUGGCUCGGUUUCAAUAAGGAGCAGCGACGCUUGCAGAUAGCUGCCUGUUCUAAUCAGGAUCCAUUGCAAGGAACAACAGGUCUUAUUCCACUGCUGGGGAUUGAUGUAUGGGAGCAUGCUUAUUACCUUCAGUAUAAAAAUGUCAGACCUGAUUAUCUAAAAGCUAUUUGGAAUGUAAUCAACUGGGACAAUGUAACUGAAAGAUACAUGGCCUGCAAAAAGUAAAACAUUAUCAUUAUAUUGAGUAUGUUAAACUUUGACUAUUUUUCUAGUAGAGUACUGCAAUAUACUAAUAAGCCACUUGAUUACAGCACUUACUGAUGUUAAUAUAUGACAUAUGAUGGUAUAUUGAUGUUCACAUAUUUGAUAACAAUUAGUGUCGUGAAUAAUUUCCUACUUUAGAAUUUUGUUAUUAGGGAGGAUCAUUAUGUUGGAGGAUCAUUACUGCUCUGUGUGAUUCAGUCUUAAUUUCUUCAGACAGCUGAACCUGCUAGUUCAUAAUUGUCAUCAUAAAACAAUAAAAAAUAUUCUAUCCCUGUAUUUUGGAGCUUAUGGAAAGCCUUGGUAAUUCCAUUCUAUUGCACAUACUAAAAAUGUAAUCUUUUGGCCCAGUUGUCACAGUAAAAUAGGAAACUGAAUAUUUCUCUUUUGUACUGAAAAUUGUUCUUUUUGUGCAUAGUGCUCUGUCUAGUGAGUGGUACUUCUGGUGGCUAUCUCCCCAUGGUCGCUAUGGUCACAUGUAUAAAUAGUUAACCCAUCUUGUCAUUUAAAAAACAUAACUUAGUGAUGAUUGAGAACUGCUUUAUUACGAGGAGAUAAUCAUGCCUCUGGACUUACAGAGGCUGGUGUAAAAUUUUGUUCUCAGACACAGAAGUACGUAUUUAUAAAAGUGCUCUGGGUGGGCACAUCAGGGCCUGGUUGGCACUGCUGGCAGCGGGGACCGCGGGGUGAGGCCUCGACAUCCUGGGCACUCCCCUUCUCUCCAUCCUGUUGAAGGGCCUCCCUCCUGAAGGCUGCGCCUGACCAGAUGCCCCCUUCCCUCAUGGAGGCAGGUGAAUUUCUGCCUGGCAUCAGCGCCGUCUCCCUCAGGAGACCUCGUUUCCAAAGACACGUUUUGUAUUUCUCUUUUCUUCUAAAGAAUCUGUGGCCACUACAGACUCAACAGAGGGAAAACUACCCCUAGUCAGCGGCAGCACUUGCGUCCGCCCUGCGUGGUUCCGCACAGGAGCACACAGUGCACGUGCUGCUUACACGCGGCAGGGACUCUGCUGUGUCUGGCUCGUCACGCUUCUUCACCUUCACCGUCUUCCUACUUAUUCUUAAUGGCUCAGUGACACUUUAUCAAUUGGGCAUUUCCUCAUCUAUUUCACAGUUUUAUUACUUAGUAUUUCACUUGCUUUUAUUUAUCACCAGUUGUGCUCUUGUGAGCAACCCUGUGCAUGUAGGUUUUACCACCUGUUGGGCUAUUUCCUUUAUUAUAUAGGUUUUUUCUUGACCUAUUUAUUAAUAUUUUCCCAAGGUCAUUUAAAAUAUCCACCUCUUCCAACUUAAUUUUUGCUUUUCUUUUCAUGGAAAAAUGGAGUAACUUAGCAGUUUCAAUAUUGAAGACUGAAGUUUAAAAAAAAACAAAACACCUUAAAUUCAAGGUAUUUUUCUUUAGAAUCCAGUUAGUAAAGUAUUUAGGCUUUCUGAACAUCAGCAGUGUUGGCUGUUGACAACCGUGUGUACGUGUGUGUGCGUGCAUGGAUUCAGACACCUCGGAGACUGAUUGCUGUCCUUUAUGUCACAGGGGCAUGACUCUCAGAGUGCAGAUGGGAGUCAUGUGGUUACCACCGGCCUGAAGCAUGAGGCAGUGGACUCUGUUUAGUAGAUCUUCUAGGAAAGUGGGUCUUUUUGAGAGAUGGGCUUUUGAAUACACAUCAUCUGUUCCAUCAGGGUUUGUCUUGAGCUAACCAAGAUUUGCAGAGUCUACUGACGCAAGCUUCCAGAUUUUAAAACAAUUCAGUGUUGAAAUUUCUACGAGGCUCUAUUUUUGCUUUGGCUUUCCUGUUGAGGAGCCUGAGGGAAGCACACCGUCCUCACUGUUGUGUCUCUUCCAUGCUGGGUUGAGGUUAAGAGACCGAGAGGAUUUAUGUUCUCACAACUUUAAUCAUCCUGCAAAAAAUGAAGCUAAAACUGUUUAGCUCUCUUUUCCAUAAUAAGAAAAAGAAGUACAAUUUCCAUUUUGUGGAAAAGAACAAAUAUUGUUCAUGCAAGGAUUUCUGUGACCAGAUCAGCAGUGCCUGCUGCACUCUUAAUUGUGCUGAGGGAAACAGGCAAGCAAUACAUAUAUUUUCUUUGUAUUUGUUGCUCAAACAUGUAUAGCAAUUAAACUUUGAUAUGUUGAGAAAUUGCUGUAUCACAGCCCUCAAUUUCAGGGCCUUAAAAUGAGAUUUGAGUUUCUGUUGAGCACCUUUAAAAAAGUAAUAUCAAAACUGUAAAAUGAAGGUUGAUGUGUGUUGUGAGUCAUGUCUGAAACUGGGUGUAGAUGGGUUGUAUUUCCUGAUUCAGUUUCAGGGCAACUACUCUGGGAGAGCUGUUGGGAACAUGUUUGAUAAAUGACUGCUCCUCCUCUUCAGUCUUGUGCUGCUGCUCUCGUCAAUCUGAGGGCUGUCCUCAGAUACGCUCCAACCCUGGGACCUGCUGAAACCCUGUAAGAUUCAGGAUAGCUUUCAUUUAAUUCAUUAAAGAAACAUUGAUUUUCCUAUUG
This is a messenger RNA of Sciurus carolinensis (gray squirrel), 3321 nucleotides long. RefSeq names its product superoxide dismutase 2 (gene Sod2). The record is from RefSeq and is a predicted model, not a curated record. Gene Ontology annotation, cellular component: mitochondrion. Lineage: Eukaryota; Metazoa; Chordata; Mammalia; Rodentia; Sciuridae. Gene Ontology annotation, biological process: superoxide metabolic process. The coding region runs from base 129 to 797 and encodes 222 amino acids. Gene Ontology annotation, molecular function: superoxide dismutase activity; metal ion binding. The transcript is spliced from 5 exons.